AUGGCCAAAUCUGAUUUCGAGGAGACCCAGCAAGCACGGGGAAGUGCGGCAGAUCAGGAGGGUGCGAGGGUACCAGUGUCUCUUGAUCAACUUUCUCCGACGGAUGGGCCCGGCGACGAACAAAGAAAGCACAAGAGGAGGCAUGUGCAGAAAGCAUGUGAAGCAUGCAGAAAGUCCAAGGUGAAGUGCGAUGAUAGACGGCCAUGCAGCUUCUGUGUGCGCAAUGGAGAUGCAGUGACCUGCCGGUCCUCCAGUUCAGACCCCAACGCUCCGAAUGAGGACGAGAACUGGUACCUGAACGACCAAGAGAGCGCGUUCUUGCUGUCAAAGCCGAAGAGGAAACAGGUUUCGCGUGCAUGUCUGCAGUGCCGUCGAUCCAAAGUGAAAUGUGAUGAGUCGCGACCAUGUGGGAGAUGCAAGCGGUUGGGAAAGGGAGACUCGUGUUUGCAGUCGGCAGACUCGAGGGGCGAUGAACUAUCUCUUGCCGUUCGGAAUGUGCGAGAGGAGGACAGUGGGGAGAUUGAAAGGCCGAUAGGGUUCAGAGGAAAUCUCUCCUUCGCUUACGACGAAAAGUUUUUGAAGCAGGAGUGCUUGCUUAGCGAAGUGAUGAAAGACCGUGGUUGGGCGCAUGGUGUUUUGAGGAGGUGUUGGGAGUUUGGAACCUGUCAAAAGUCUUUGUUAGACAUUUUUGCAAAUCUUCCGCCUGAUUUGGAAGCGGUCAUGAGACGAGGAUUGUCAGCUCUAGAUGUACUCGUGAAAGAAAGAAUGGCUGCUAUGGCCAGGAAAGUGCCCAAAGAGAUCACUCAACUCAGCGACGCAUCCAAGAUAAAUUCUGACAGAGAGAUCGUAGAAGAUUUGGAAAACAAGAUUUGGGAAAGCUCCGAGCAUGCCGGAGUGUUGAGAUUGAGGUGGAAUCCGACAUCGGAUAAAAGGGACGAUGUCUUCGUCUCUAACACUUUGGCAAAACUGAAUGGCAUGCACAAAGAGGAAAUGCUUGCUCGUCUUGCGAAUCGCGAGGUUCCAUUGCACAUGUCACAGUUCGACUGGCUGUGCUACUGCAUGGAUGAUAUACUUCGAUCAAAGCAACAUACAUGCACGAGGUAUGCAAGGUUUAGAUGUAUCGGUCCGACCUCGGGAUAUGCCUUGGUGCGACAUGUCACCGAGAAGCAGUUUGAUUGGUUAGGAAGGUCAGAAGCCAUUCGACACUUUAUGAUAGUGUGUACGCCAGAAGAAUACAAUGCAAGACAAAAGAUAGAUCCAGCAACGUGCCGACCAUUUGCUUAUGAUAUGGGCGAUUACCGAGACGGUGACACGCUGUUGAAGGACGCUCCCGAGGAUGACAUGCAAACUAUCGCUUCCAUGGUCAAGACAGAUGCAGGACGACAAAAGUUGAGCCUGUUCGCCAAGGCGUUGGAAAAGAGGUUUGCGCCGCUGGUCGAGGCGGCGGAAGCUGUGCGAAUGUCACGUGCCAAAGAGCAGCUCGCAACCUUCAGCUCAGGGGAGCCAGAACAACUGACAGGCGCUGCCAACAGGAUCAUGAUGCCCCGGUCAGGCACCGAGGCCUUGAACACUGAAUCUAUCUCCCUCGCCUCCUCCUUGCAGCAGAUUCGCGAGUCUUUCCUGAAUUCAGGAGAUAGAGGACAGGCGGAUGCCGGUCCUUCUGCCUUCAGCACCGUGCAGGGUCGGAUGCAGCCAGCUGUAGACAUUCAGCCGCUUCCCUCUCGUUUGGUGGCGUUGCCGCCGCAGCCUCCGGUGCUUCAACCUUUUCUCGGGGCAUUCCAUGGGCUGUAUGCGAAUCAAGCUCGACUUUCAACGCUGAUGCCCAACAAUCGCUUCACCCACAUCGAGGGAGAGGGAGAGAACCAGCAUGGCGAUAUAGCUGCUGCUGCGGUAGCUACUGUGGCGGCGGCGGCUGCUGCGGCAGCGGCUGGUGGAGCCUCAUCGUUUGGUGCGACAGGAGUAAGAUCAGCCGGAGCUCCUACGUUUGGGAUGCUGCCUACAGAUUUUAUCAACCCCUUCGACAUAUCCCGUCGUCCCUCGUUUCCCAAGUGA
Guillardia theta CCMP2712 is the source of this 2052-nucleotide messenger RNA. RefSeq lists its product as hypothetical. The coding region runs from base 1 to 2052 and encodes 683 amino acids. Lineage: Eukaryota; Cryptophyceae; Pyrenomonadales; Geminigeraceae. Gene Ontology annotation, biological process: regulation of DNA-templated transcription. The record is from RefSeq and is a predicted model, not a curated record. The transcript has 9 exons. Gene Ontology annotation, molecular function: zinc ion binding; DNA-binding transcription factor activity, RNA polymerase II-specific.